AUCAAUUUUGUGAAGGCUGAGUUGAGGAAGAUGCAGAAAGAUCUGAAUUCAGAUCACCCAGAAUACUUAGAAAGUCAGAGGGAGGAUGAGAAGGAGUUGGACAGGGAGGAAGUUGAGAAGAGCAGGAGCAGCAGAGAGGCAUUUCUGAAGAUCACGCUGCACUUCCUGCGGAGAAUGAAGCAGGAGCACAAAUCUGGCCUGAAGGACAAGUUCCAGUGUUUGUUUGAGGGGAUUGCUAAAGCAGGAAACCCAACCCUUCUGAAUCAGAUCUACACACCGCUCUACAUCACAGAGGGAUGGACUGCAGAGGUCAAUGAUGAACAUGAGGUCAGACAGAUUGAAAUAGCAUCCAGGAAACCAGUCACACCAGAAACAACCAUCAGACAUGAAGACAUCUUUAAAGCCUCACCUGGAAGAGAUGAACCAAUCAGAACAGUGAUGACAAAGGGAGUGGCUGGCAUUGGGAAAACAGUCUUAACACAGAAGUUCACUCUGGACUGGGCUGAAGACAAAUCCAACCAGGACAUACACUUCACAUUUCCAUUCACUUUCAGAGAGCUGAAUGUGUUGAAAGAGAAGAAGUACAGCUUGGUACAACUUGUUCAUCACUUCUUUACUGAAACCAAAGAAGCAGGAAUCUGCAGGUUUGAAGAGUUCCAGGUUGUGUUCAUCUUUGACGGUCUGGAUGAGUGUCACCUUCCUCUGGACUUUGACAACAAUGAGAUCCUGACUGAUGUUACACAGUCCACCUCAGUGGAUGUGCUGCUGACAAACCUUAUCAGGGGGAAAUUGCUUCCCUCUGCUCGCCUCUGGAUAACCACACGACCCGCAGCAGCCAAUCAGAUCCCUUCAGAGUGUGUCGACAUGGUGACAGAGGUCAGGGGGUUCAAUGACCCACAAAAGGUGGAGUACUUCAGGAAGAGAUUCAGGGAUGAGGAGCAGGCCAGAACUAUCAUCUCCCACAUCAAGACAUCACGAAGCCUCCACAUCAUGUGCCACAUCCCAGUCUUCUGCUGGAUCACUGCUACAGUUCUGGAGGGUGUGUUGAAAAGCAGAGAGAAUGGAGACUUGCCCAAGACCCUGACUGAGAUGUACAUCCACUUUCUGGUGGUUCAGUCCAAACUGAAGAAGGUCAAGUAUGAUGGAGGAGCUGAGACAGAUCCACACUGGAAUCCAGAGAGCAGGAAGAUGAUCGAGUGUCUUGGAAAACUGGCUUUUGAGCAGCUGCAGAAAGGCAACCUGAUCUUCUAUGAAUCAGACCUGACAGAGUGUGUCAUCGAUAUCAGAGCAGCCUCAGUGUACUCAGGAGUGUUCACACAGGUCUUUAAAGAGGAGAGAGGGCUGUACCAAGAAAAGGUGUUCUGCUUCGUCCAUCUGAGCGUUCAGGAGUUUCUGGCUGCUCUUCAUGUCCAUCUGACGUUCAUCAACUCUGGAGUCAAUCUGCUAGUAGAAGAACAAACAUCCCAGAGGUCUGAAGAUAAACAAAAAUCUGUACUGACACAGGUCUACCAGAGUGCUGUGGACAAGGCCUUACAGAGUCCAAAUGGACAUCUGGAUUUGUUCCUCCGAUUCCUCAUGGGUCUUUCACUGCAGACCAAUCAGAAUCUCCUACGAGGCCUGCUGACACAGGCAGGAAGUAGCUCACAGACCAAUCAGGAAACAGUCAAGUACAUCAAGAAGAAGAUCAAUGAGGAUCUGUCUGCAGAGAGAAGCAUCAAUCUGUUCCACUGUCUGAAUGAACUCAAUGAUUGUUCUCUAGUGGAGGAGAUCCAACAGUACCUGAGUUCAGGAAGUCUCUCCACAGAUGAACUGUCUCCUGCUCAAUGGUCAACCCUGGUCUUCAUCUUACUGUCAUCAGAUAAAGAUCUGGACAUGUUUGACCUGAAGAAAUACUCUGCUUCAGAAGAGGCUCUUCUGAAACUGCUGCCAGUGGUCAAAGCCUCCAAAAAAGCUCUGCUCAGUGUCUGUAACCUGUCAGAGAGAAGCUGUGCAGCUCUGUCUUCAGUUCUCGGUUCCCAAUCGUGUUGUCUGAGAGAGCUGGACCUGAGUAACAACAGCCUGCAGGAUUCAGGAGCAAAGAUGCUGUCUGUAGGACUUGAAAGUCCACACUGUACACUGGAAACUCUCAGACUGUCUGGAUGUCUGAUUAAGGAAGAAGGCUGUGCUUCUCUGGCCUCAGCCGUGAGCUCUAACCCCUCCCAUCUGAGAGAGCUGGAUCUCAGCUACAAUCAACCAGGAGACUCAGCAGUGAGGCUGCUAAAUGCUGGAGUGGAGGAUCCACACUGGAGUCUGGACACCCUCAGAGUGCAGCCUGCUGGAGACCGAUGGUUGACACCAGGUCUGAGGAAGUAUGCUUGUGAACUCACGCUGGAUUCAAACACAGUAAACACAAAACUCAAACUGUCUGACAACAACAGGAAGGUGACAUAUGUGGAGGAGGAUCAGUCGUAUCCUGAUCAUCCAGACAGAUUUGAAGUCUGGCCUCAGCUGCUGUGUAGAGAUAGUCUGACUGGUCGCUGUUACUGGGAGGUUGAGUGGAGUGGCAAGGUUUACGUAUCAGUGACUUACAGAGGAAUCAGAAAGAGAGGGCACAGUAAUGACUGCAGGUUUGGAGGGAAUGAUCAGUCCUGGAGUCUGUACUGCUCUGAUAGUGGUUACUCUAUCAAUUGCAAUAAUACUGGAGUAGUCAUCCCCUCCUCCUCCUCGUCCUCCUCCGUCUCUAACAGAGUAGCAGUGUAUGUGGACUAUCCUGCUGGCACUCUCUCCUUUUACAAAGUCUCCUCUGACGCACUGAUCCACCUCUACACCUUCAACACCACAUUCACUCAACCUCUUUAUCCUGGGUUUGGAUUUGGAUUUGGGGUAGGGUUCUGGGCUGGUAAGUGUGGCUCCUCAUUGUCUCUGUGUUCUCUGUAA
This is a messenger RNA of Scomber japonicus (chub mackerel), 2916 nucleotides long. RefSeq names its product NLR family CARD domain-containing protein 3-like. The coding region runs from base 31 to 2916 and encodes 961 amino acids. Gene Ontology annotation, molecular function: protein binding. Lineage: Eukaryota; Metazoa; Chordata; Actinopteri; Scombriformes; Scombridae. The transcript is spliced from 6 exons. The record is from RefSeq and is a predicted model, not a curated record.